AUGGCUUUUAAGCGCUUUACAAGUCUAGUUGUAAUGUCUGAUAACCAUGUGACAAUUUUAGAUCUCUUUAAAAAAAUAAUAUGUUUAAUUCAGGAAUUGCGGAAAGCCUUGCAGCAGCUACAAGAAGAAAUGCAGAACAAGAGCCAACAGCUUCGUGCCCGGGAGGCUGAAAAAUACAAUGAGAUUCGAACCCAGGAACAAAACAUCCAGCACCUCAACCAUAGUCUGAGUCACAAGGAGCAUUUGCUUCAGGAAUUUCAGGAGUUCCUACAGUAUCGAGAUAACUCAGACAAAACCCUUAAAGCAAAUGAAAUGUUUUUUGAGAAACUUCGCCAGCACAUACAUGAUAAAGCUGUUGCUCUGGAGCACAAGCUGGUCCUCCUGCAGCAACAGUGUGAAGAGAAACAGCAGCUCUUUGAGUCCCUCCAGUCAGAGCUACAAAUCUACGAGGCACUUUAUGGCAAUUCCAAGAAGGGGCUGAAAGGACUCAUUUCAAAGCUACAACCACUAAAGCUCCAUAAUCUCUUCUCUAGGAUUCAGGGGAACAAUUGUCUGCGACUGCAGUUGCAACAGCAGCUGGAUAGUGGUGCUGGCAAAGCCAGCCUCAGCCCCUCCUCCGUUAACCAGAACUUCCCAGCCAGCGUUGACCCUGGAAACAAGCAGCUGCUCCUCCAAGAUUCAGCUGUGUCCCCUCCAGUCUGGGAUGUUGCGAUCAAUUCCCCAGCUCUGGUCUUCCCCAGCUCUGCUUCCUCUACUCCUGGCUCAGAAACGGCCAUAAUCCACAGAACAAAUGGGUUGGGUUUGGAUACUUCUCCAGUAAUGAAGAGCCCUCCCAAGCUGGAGGGUGAUGCUACUGAUGGCUCCUUUGCCAAUAAGCAUGGCCGCCAUGUCAUUGGCCACAUGGAUGACUACAGUGCCCUAAGACAGCAGAUUGUGGAGGGCAAGCUGCUGGCCAAAAAAGUGUCUCUUGUGAGGUCAGCGUGCAGCUUCCCUGGCCUUGAAGCCCAAGGCACAGAGGUGCUGGGCAGCAAAGGCAUUCGUGAGCUUCGGAGCAGCACCAGUGCCCUGCACUACGCCCUAGAGGAGUUGGCUUCCCUCCUCACCGUCUUCUGGAGAGCGGCCCUGCCAAGCACCCACAUCCCUGUGCUGCCUGGCAAAGUGGGAGAAUCAACAGAAAGGGAACUUCUGGAACUGAGAACCAAAGUAUCCAAACAGGAGCGGCUCCUUCAGAGCACAGCUGAGCGCCUGAAGACCGCGAACCAGCAGAAGGAGAGCAUGGAACAGUUCAUCGUCAGCCAGCUAACCAGAACACACGAUGUUUUAAAGAAGGCAAGGACUAACUUAGACGGAAGGAAACUACUGCACCAGUCAGAGGCACCAAGCCUGUCCCCAACCCACCACCAUCCAUUAGCAGAUCUUGUAGGCGACCUUGGCCUGCUUUGGCCUUCCAGGAGAAGAUUUUGGGUCCGCUUGCAAGAUCACAGGUGAAAUCCCUAAGGGCUCUGUCAUGUACUGCAGUCUUGUGACCCUUGCCUUCCAGGCACCAUGCAAGAAGCGCAGCCACCAGAAGUCCUUAAAACAGCAGGAAAGGUGGGCCUGUCCCCGUUUUGUGCAGCUACCUAUCUGCUGAGGAGCAUCUGGGCCUCGUUCCUCCAAGUCCACCAGAGGGUCCAGAAGAGGGAGUCAGAGGUGUAUCCUGGUGGAGCUGGGAGAAAGCCAGAAAGCCUUUCUGAGAGCUAUGGAAUACCGUUAGCCAAGGUCCACCUGGCCCAGCACUAAGCAGAAGAUGCGUAGUUUGCAUAGAAGGUUUCGUGGUACUGCUUCUCAACAGCCCCAGCAGCUUGGGAACUAGCAACAGCACAUUUCUGCCUCAUCAGCUGUCCUGAGAUGGAAAGUUCAGUGGAUAUAGGACCCUGAUUCCGAUGAAUGGGGCAUGUGGUACCAAUGCUGGAGCUCCUCUGGCAGGUUCUAAAAGCACGCUACUGAGCAGCGGUGCCCUGCCGGACACUGCUGGCGGGCACUCAGUGAGCACUACUCACAGAUCCACACCUGACCCUGUUGGGUCGAGUCAGGCUGGGCUUUGGUCUGCACUGUAGCACCUGUGUUCUUUGAGUUCACAUCAUGAAUGUGGUGACUUCCCAGAUACCAUCUCAGGCUUAACCUAGCACAUCCAAUUUCUUUUCUUCUAUGGUAUCCAAAUUGGACUGACCUCACUUCAAAUAUGCUGUCCCAUUUUGUCAGCCUAUCUUACCUCAGGGAAAUUGGGGACUGAUGGCCAGACCAACUCUGUUGAAAUUCUUGCAUAGAGCAAACCUGUGCUCAUUUUUAAGUGGCAUGGGAGAGGCCCCCAGCCAUAGUAAAGCCUAGUCUGUGUCUUCGCAGUGCUGAUAGAAUACGUGUGUGUGUAUAAAUGUAUGACAUAGAUUUAUAUACGUUGCUAUUGCCAUAUAUUGAAGGCCAACAUAACCGGUGGACAGGGUGGGUGACAGAAAAUGAAAAUGUUUUUGGUGAUUAUUAAAGCAAAAUGUGUAU
This is a messenger RNA of Macaca mulatta (Rhesus monkey), 2532 nucleotides long. Lineage: Eukaryota; Metazoa; Chordata; Mammalia; Primates; Cercopithecidae. The record is from RefSeq and is a predicted model, not a curated record.